AUACAGUAUUUGAAAUUUCUUAGGAAGAAUUGUAUAGGUUAAGAAGCUUCAAAAUGAUGAGUCCAGGUAAUGUAACACCCAAAUUUCGUGAUAUUUUCAACAUAGCAACAAAAGAUAUAUUAAGAUGGUUCCCUGGACAUAUGGGCAAAGGCUUAAAAAACAUGCAAAAACAGUUAAAAAACGUAGAUUGUAUCAUUGAAGUUCAUGAUGCAAGAAUUCCAGUUUCUGGACAUUAUGCAGAUUACAGCAACACAUUGACUGGAUUAAAACCUCAUAUUUUUGUAUUAAACAAAAUGGAUUUAACUGAUAUGAAAUUUAAGAACUCUAUAAUAGAAAAUUUAAAUCAAAAGGGAUUAUCUAACAUAUUAUUUACUAGUUUUAGAAAUGUAAAAUGUGAAGGUGUUAAAGAAUUAUUACCUUUAGCACAAAAAUUAAUUAAGGAAUCAAAUCGCCAUAACAGAGCACAAGAGUCUUCAUUUCAAAUAAUGAUCAUUGGCGUUCCAAAUGUAGGAAAAUCAUCACUUAUCAAUCGUUUAAGAAAUAAUAUUCUUCAUAAAAGUAGUGCUGUGCAAGUUGGUGGUAUUGCUGGCAUUACACGAUCUGUAUCAACACGAGUGAAAGUAUCAGAAAAACCAGAUAUCUAUGUUUUAGAUACACCAGGAAUUUUAACUCCCAACAUAGAUAAUAUCUAUACAGGCUUAAAAUUAGCAUUAGUUGGUUGUAUGCAAGAUCAUUUAAUAGGUCCAGAAAUAUUGGCAGACUUUUUAUUAUUUUGGCUAAAUAAACAGAAACGAUUUGAAUAUGUUAAAAAAUUAGAAUUAACAGAACCACAUGAUAAUAUAUCGUACAUUCUUGUAUAUAUUGCAGCAAAAUUGAAAAAGACGUUAAGAAUAAAGAAUUAUGAUGGUAAAAUAAUUAUAAAGCCAGAUUUAAGGUUUGCAGCAGAACAUUUUCUUUCUUUAUUCAGAAAAGGAGAAUUAGGCUAUUAUUGUUUAGAUGAAGAUUUAUUACUGUCAAAAUGAAUUACGUUUUUUGUUAGAAAUUUAAAAAUAUUUCCAACUAUGUAUAUAUAUAUAUAUCAAAACAGUGUAUCAUAAGGUUUCUGCUUGUGCACAAUAAAUCUUAAUAAUUUUGAUAUUUAAAAAUAAAUUUCCAUAAUUCUAUAUAUAUAAUAAUGAUCAGAAUUGCUAUUAUUAUCAUAUAAUUAUUCCUCUUUAUUCAAAUAUGGGACAUUAUAAAUGUAUCUACAUAUGUAUGUAAAUAUGCAUGUAUUUGAUUAGCAGUUAAAUUAAAUAUAUAUAUAAAAAAUGUAAUCUUAUUAAUAAUUAUAUUAAUUACAAAAAUAAAGUGAUAAAAGGCUAUUAAACAAAGUAAUAUUAUUUAUGAUAAAUUAAUAUCAAGAACUACAAUAAAUAAAAUAAUUCCAUUAUUUAAAUGUUUCUUUAAUAAAUAAAAAACGAUAUAAUAAUAUUGAAGAAUAGUGGAAAAUACUAUAUAAUCUUGAUCACUAUUAAAGAAAAUAUAAAAAAAGCUAUAUUAUAUACAUUAUGUCAUAUAUAAACAGAAUGUGUGCAUUGAUAAUAUUUUAAUCAGUCUUCUAUAAAAUCAACAGGAUUUUGAAAAAAAAGUAUAGUUAUGUACAUGUAUAUUUAUAUUAUAAAAUAUAUUUCAAUAUUUGAGAUUGAAUGUUUUAGAUUCAGUAGCAACAUUUCGAAAUUAUAAGUAGAUAUACGUAUUUAUUUAUUUAAUUAUAAAUUUAUAUCUUUAUUAAUUUUCAAAAUUUUUAUGAAAUCACUUCAAAACAGAUUAUUUUUGAUUAUACAAAGUAUAACGUACAUUCGAUUACUUUAAUUUGUUCUAAACAACAAUUUUCAGUCCAUUCAUUUAAAUAAUUUAAGGUUUCUUCUAAUGAUUAUUUGUACUAUAUGUUGUUGUUUAUUAAAAGUGAUUGCUUUAAAAAAAAAUGUAUGAAUCUUACUACGUAACUAACGUAAACCGUUAUAUUAACAUUCACUCCCUUCUCAUACUAUAAAUUCUGUUACUUUCACUUUGCGAACUAUUUACAAUAUCACAACCGGUUAUAAAGUCUUUGAUAAGAUUUAAUAAGAUUAUUUAAAAAAUACUUAAAAU
Molecule: messenger RNA, 2130 nt
Organism: Bombus pascuorum
Lineage: Eukaryota; Metazoa; Arthropoda; Insecta; Hymenoptera; Apidae
Gene: PTPMT1
Product: phosphatidylglycerophosphatase and protein-tyrosine phosphatase 1
Exons: 2
Coding region: 54-1022 (322 amino acids)
Biological process (GO): protein dephosphorylation
Cellular component (GO): mitochondrion
Molecular function (GO): phosphatidylinositol-4,5-bisphosphate 5-phosphatase activity; GTP binding; phosphatidylglycerophosphatase activity
Source: RefSeq, a predicted model, not a curated record